AUGCCAUCGAGCAAAGCAAGAACGUACGCGGCCCCGCGCCUGCCGCUGAGCCAAGCCACCACAACAAAUCUGGGCCCGCCCGUACCCAGAAGGCCGCAGCCAACGCAAAGGACGGGCCCGCCGCCUGUUCUACGGCAGCCGCCGCGGCCGCCCCAGCGCACAGCGGCGCGGUCCGACGACCUCGCGCGGCGCGAGGCGGCCAUGGCGCAACGAGCCGCGGACGUAGCAAGGCGAGAAGCGGCUCUGGCCGCGUCCGAAGGCCCCGCGGCGGACCUCGCGGCGCGCUUACGAGCGGCCGACGAGCGCAUCUUCGAGCAGCGCGCGGAAAUGGCCACCAUCGAAUUGGACGCGCGCUACCAGGUCGAACGCGCCCGCGAGGCCGCGGCGUCGGAGGGCCGCUUCGCCCGCGACCGCUUGGAAAGGGAAGCUAGAGAUUUGAGGAGGCGCGUCGCGCGGCUCGAGUCGCAACGGGCCGCGGCGAACCGCGCGGCAGCCUCGCCGACGCCGGACAACACGCCCAUGGAAGACGUUUCUACAUCAGAACCGCGGAAUUCCACCGCGGACGACGCGCUGCGCGUCGUCUUCGGCGAGCGCCGCGACGAGGUCGCGAGUCUGUGCGUCGCGUCGCCGGCGUUGCGCGCGGCCUGCGCGGGCCUCGCGGGGUCCGGCGACCGCGGCGCGGCCGUCGAGGCGGCGCUCGCCGCGCUCGGCGCCGUCGCGGCGAAGGCGGCGUCGCGGCAGAGUUCCGAGGACGCUGUGGAGAGGGCCCGGGCGGCGUUAGGUGUCGCCGCGGACCUCUGCGCGGCCUGCGGCGGCGGCGCGGCGGCCGCGGCCGCCGCCGCGCCGGCGCGCGCGGGCAGCGGCCGCUGCGUCGCGAUAGCGUUAGAUAUUGCUUCCAAAGCGGAGCACCCGCUGCGGACAACGGCGGCGGCGACGGCGGCGACCGCGGCGGCCUGUGCAUUACCGCCGGCCGACGCGCAGACCGCCGCGUGGUGGCGCGCGCGCGCCGCCGAGGCGUUGAAUGCCGCAUCACCAAACGACGGCGCCGCCGACGCGCUGGAUCUGGCCGCGGCCGUGGCCCACAGCCAGGGUGACACGGAGAUCGAGGUCGACGUCUGGCCGGCCGUCGCGGCGCUCGCGGCGCGCUGCGCGGAGAAAAGCGAUGGCCCCGCGCUCGAGCGCGUCGCUGCGUUGUGCGGGAGCGCCGCGGGCCGCGACGUCCGGCGCGGCGCGGCGCGGCUCUCGUAUCAAAGCGACGGCCGCGCGGUCGCGGCGAUCCUCGCGCGCGCCGCAAAUGAUGUUGAUGCGUCUUCUGUACUGGCGCGAGGCGUCGUGGCCGCGCUCGGCCACGUCGCCUUCUUCGCGCCGGACCUGGGUUUUGAUGUGGUCCUGGGCGCGCGGGGCGACGCCCUGGCCGCGCACGAGGUCGCGGCGCUCUGCGAGCGGGCCGUCGCGCUCGGUGAAGGCGCGAGCGACGCGACCGCCGUCCUCGCGCGCGUGAAGAACCUGACGCGGCCCGCGCCGUCCCCCUCGCAAUCACAGUAG
Molecule: messenger RNA, 1545 nt
Organism: Pelagomonas calceolata
Lineage: Eukaryota; Pelagophyceae; Pelagomonadales; Pelagomonadaceae
Source: the annotation of a GenBank genome assembly